AUGAACGAGUGGAAUCUGUACGGCUACACGCCUUCCAUCCCAGCAGCUGUCAUCUUUAUCAUCCUCUUCGCCUGCUCGACCACCUACCAUGGCAUUCAGCUCACCAAGGCGCGAUGCUGGUACUUCAUCCCAUUCGUGGUAGGCGGCGUGUUUCAGAUAAUCGGCUACGUCUGCCGCGCCGUAGGGCACAAUGACCUCGCCUCGGUACCUCUCUACGCAAUGCAGUCUCUCUUCAUCCUCCUUGCGCCGCCCAUGUACGCCGCCUCAGUGUACAUGGUCCUAGGCCGAUUGACGACGUACCUCCAUGCCGAAGAGCGGAGUCUCGUUAAUGUGCGAUGGAUGACCAAGAUCUUUGUGUCGGGCGACGUGCUUUCGUUCCUGACGCAGGGCUCGGGAGGAGGUCUCAUGGCGGGAAGCGGCAACUCGCGCAAAAUCGGAAGUUAUGUCGUCGUCGGCGGCCUGGUGAUCCAGCUCGUCUUCUUCGGAUUCUUCGUGAUCACCGCUGCCGUGUUCCACGUCCGCAUCAACCGCAACCCAACCUCCAAGGCGCAGGCGGAGCGCGAUAUUACCCGUGCUCAGGGAUGGAGGCAGCGCAAUUGGGCUACGGUGCUCCUGGCACUGUAUCUGGUCAGCGCAUUGAUUCUGGUUCGGUCUAUCUUCCGUCUGGUGGAGUAUCUCUAUGGGUUUAAUGGGUUCCCCAUGACCCACGAAGCGUUUAUGUAUGGCUUUGAUGCUUUGCUUAUGUUUUCGGCGAUGGUGAUUAUGAAUGUUUACCAUCCCGCCACUAUUUUGGGGGAUGGGAAGGGAGGGAGGGAGAUAUAUGCGGAUGCGGUGGAAUUGUAA
Molecule: messenger RNA, 843 nt
Organism: Penicillium lagena
Lineage: Eukaryota; Fungi; Ascomycota; Eurotiomycetes; Eurotiales; Aspergillaceae
Product: RTA1 domain-containing protein
Exons: 2
Coding region: 1-843 (280 amino acids)
Cellular component (GO): membrane
Source: RefSeq, a predicted model, not a curated record